This is a messenger RNA of Porites evermanni, 1654 nucleotides long. The record is from the annotation of a GenBank genome assembly. NCBI's taxonomy places the organism in Eukaryota, Metazoa, Cnidaria, Anthozoa, Scleractinia, Poritidae.
AUGGAGUGUCAUCAAAUGAAAUCCGUUAUUUCACUUGUAGAUUCUCUUGUACGUUCUACGCAUGUCAGUAGGUCCCGUAUUCGCACCAAGUCACCCACGGACUUCUCCAUCUGCAGUAUCCUGGGUGUAGAAAGUGACGUCACUCAAUCUUCUUCGAGUUCUGGUAAGUAUAACGUACGUAACUACGACGUCAUUUGUAUAUGCAGUUAUUCCAUCAGGCUUUUUCUACACAGUUUAAUAUAAAUUUCACUUUGUUAAUCGAAAGUCUUUUUUGUUGUUUUAACAUGCCUGUUUGAAAGUUUUAUCGACUUUCGUUACUUAAAAAAGUCUCCAAGUCCAUAUAAACUAUACGAACCAUAAAUUUCCCAACCACUUCGAAGACAUAAACAACGAAAACACAGUGUGUUUUACUGAGAAAGAUCUUACAGUACUUAAACAAUAAAAAGGUAUUUAGGACGAGUUUUCAAGCAAGUGUUAAUUUUUCUUCAACAGAAUGCAACAGUGAUACCAGUCCGCCGUUAUCGCCCUACUCCGACUGCGCGGCAAGCCCCCGUCCAAGCUACAGUGCAACCAGUUUACCGUUAACUCCUUACUCUGACGUCAAAAGCUCCAGCAGCGAUUCUGACAGUGAGCCCGAUCAAACGAAGAAGAAACGACAACGUUUCUCGCCGAUCGAAGUUUGGGAGCUGGAACGAGCAUUCAGACGGCGGCCAUAUUUGCUAAAAGAAGACGAGGAAGAACUGGUACAAAGACUGGGAAUUACGACUAAAAGUCUGAAGGUGAGUUUCUAUCAUUCAUGUUUCCUAUCAUGAGCGUAAAUUACAGGAAAUAGUGCGCAUUUGCACUCUAAGAGGAAUGGAAUUUCAGUUAGAUUUUGUUCUUGAUCAUUUUCAGUUUUGCCGGGAACGGUAAGUUGCAAACGCUCGGUGCGGGACUUUAAGCUAUGAUUAUCGAUUCAAGGCUCGGCAAUUGUAAAGUGAUUUUUCAAAUGCAUUGAAGCAAAUAUGCAAUUGUCGGACCAUGAUUACAUGUAGUCUUGCAAAGUUACACUUCAAAUCAGGCAUGUUAGUCAUCGCUAUAAUUUCCUCAAUCGGCUCUUGUGCUUGUGGUGAAUCUUUGAAACGUGUGAAGCCAUGGUAUUUUCUUUAUAUUAUGUGAAAUUUCAAUUAUAUUAAUUUUACAAUUCACAAGGCAAUUAAUAAAUAAACGCGCUAUUUUGCUGUCAGAAAGUUUUUUGGAAUCGAUACAAAUUAUUAUUGGACUGUGCUGUGUGUUGUGUAGAUUUUGUCUAAUGUUGCCCUUAUUCAGUUCAUAACUCAGACUUUUGUUAUCUUUCUUGUAGUAUUGGUUUCAAAAUCGACGAGCCAAAUCGAGGAAACUGGAGAGAAAGAUUUCAUCCCUCUGUCAGACCAGCCCGUCAAACCAGUUUGUUAGCCAACCCUAUCCAGAUCACUGGAAACAAGGAGAACGAGUGUCCUGUCCAGCGAUGGAAAGCUACUUUAGAGAUAUAAACCAGAGAACAGUUGUCAGUCGUCAACUCUCAGUCAAGUCAAACCGUGUACCGAAGCUCCACCCUGACCAGUUCACAAUCAGACCUGUUGAGCCCGCAAGACUACCGUACAGCCGUGCCCCAUACAGAUACCAACCAUACUAA